GCAGCAGGCUAUAAAAUGAAGUCUCCAACUUCAGCAUGAAUUUGUAGGGAAAAGAAGCUAUAACUGCAAAAUUUCCUGUCAGCAUCACUGUUUCCUACUGCCUUGGAAAUGUUACAGAUGAAGAGCUGAGUCUCAAAAGCAACCUGGUUCCGCUGAUGUAAGCCAGGCAUCUACAGGUGUAAGCUAUUCUGCAGAUAUGUUACGUGAUAUCAGAGAAAAAAAUAACUUAAAAACUUCAGAGUCGUGAAUGCAAAAGAAAGUGAAAUCGUUAACGUGAAAUGCAGACAAUUAUGUCUGUAAUAUGAAUUUUGGUCAGCCUAAUCAACUGGGAUUGGAAUGAAACUGCUACUGAGGUCCUAUUCAGUCAGUUGCUCUUAUACUGAAAACCUUCAGUGAAAAACUAAAUGAGAAAUCUGAAUGUGAGAAAAAGAUUCUCUGAAAAUCAUUUCUUAACAAAGGCAGAAACUUGAAAAGAAACCGCAAGGUACAAAUCAUCAGGAUUGAGGAAUGAACCUGCUAAGUAGGGAAUCCACAAAACCUGUACUGAAAACGUUCUUGGAAGUUUGCACUAAGACCCAACCUUCCUGCUUGUACUGGUGUUAUAACAAAUGGAUUCUAAUCCCCCAAUAUUGGUUCAGAUUUAAAAGUCUGUAAAAGAGGAUUGCACUUUAAUUGACAGUGAAGCACAGAUGUUUUUUUUCCACCUUUCCUGUAAGUACUGUAACAACAUAUGUUGCAUGUGUGUGAGUGUUUUAGAACCAGCAUCCAUUAUCUGCAGGCUUAAGAAUGCAGAGACCUUUUAAUGGAGUGGUUACAUUAGAAAAUAAUUGAAUAUCAAGGGAUGUAAUCUCUAAUGCAAUACUUUAAUUUUUGUUGAAUGUCAGACUGUGUUGAGUUCUACUGCAUACUAUUGAAGAGGCAAGAAAGUCAAAUUCAUCUUGUCUGCUAAAUGCUCAUGUGACAAACCAUAUGAAAAUGCAUCUUUGCUUUAUUUAUGUCAGCAACGGGAAGUUUGUUUCUGAGCUCUGACCUGAACUUUCAUGUCUAUUGUUCUCACCGCACAGAUCUUUGGUUGUUCCUCACCCAGUUUCUGUGAACCAAAUCAGAAUGAGUAAUGUUUCUCAUAAGAAUCAGUCUGACACAAACUUGUACUUAAUAGCUUCUUGCUUUGUGUUACCUCUGUCUGCUGUUAUUAUUUUUAUCAAUACUAUCAUCAUCAUUGGCAUCGCCUUUAACAAGAAGCUUCACACCACCACAAACUACUUUUUCCUGAGCCUGCUUUUUGCAGAUUUCUUCACAGGUGUGGCUUUGCCAUUCAUUCCCCGGAUGCUUAUGACCCAGGGUUUCCAGUACGGAAAAUGUCUUUUCAUCUUCAUCUGUCCAAAUUUCUUCUUCCUCUCUUUCCUGGCCAACCUUGUGAUGGUACAUUAUGAAAGAUAUCUCUACAUUGUCCACCCUCUUCACUAUGCCUGUUCCUGGGUGCAACGCUAUGUCUAUGGUGUACUACUGGUAGUGUGGGUACUGCCCCUGAUUUAUGCAUGCUUGCCUGCCUUCGGCUGGAAUGGAUGGGCUAAUGAUAAUAACAGCUGCAGUACCAAAUUCCUUCCCUCAGCUUACAUCUAUCUGGAAAACUAUGUGUUUCUCUUGCCUGGCAUUUUUGCAACUGCGGUGAUGACAUAUCGAGUGUUGUCUAUCGCAAGGAAGCAGCUCCACGACAUCCAGAAACUUCACCGAGCAGUGAAUAGAGGUGGCAUCUCAGAAGCAGAGCAAAAGAUGACCUUGAGGCAUGCUAAGUGCACAGCUGCUGUAACUGUUGUAUUCUUGUUGUGCUGGGUACCUUAUAUUGCCUAUAUCCAAGUCAUUCCGCUGACACUGCGCUUGUACGUAAAUGAAAGUACGCAUGUCAUUCUGUCUUGUGUUGGGAGUGGAAGUGCAGCCAUAAUGCCUUUAAUUGUGGGGCUGAGUAACAAGCAGUAUACAGAACUGUGGAGGAACCUGUUUAGAAAUCGCUGUAAGUGUUGGGUGAGAUGAAUUUCUUAAUGCACUAGAAAUGAACAAAAUUACAGAUCCCACAAUGUCUUACAUAGUGACUUAUCCUUGUUGGAAUAAUAGAAGGGAUUUGCUACUGUGGGCGCUUUAAAAACACUGGUAUUAUAAUAAAGACUUCAGGAAUACAAAUCACAUUGUUAUGAAAGACUGUUCAGAUGUGCUAACAUGAAACAAAAAUGAUAGUUUACAAGUCCCCUAAGCCACACCAAUACAUGCAUGCAUCAUUUUUCUUUCCCUGUAGUAUGUGGUCCUUGGUAUUUCAGUAGGCCUUUUUCAUCAGCAUUUUUAGAUACUGCAAAAUUCUGGUAACACACAGGCUGCAUAGAUGUUGCAUGUACUAAAUAUGAUGUCAGACAAUUAUAGAAAAGUCAUGUUCUAAUAGGUACAGCAAGUGUAGAAUUUUUCUCAGAAAUUACAAGGGUUUUGUGCUGGUAAAGGCAUUGGUGACUUGAUCACUUGUUACUUGCUUGCAAAUGGCAUGUUAACCCCAUUUUUAUUUACAUUAUCUCACUUUUCUUUGUUAGUCCACUAGCUUCUGCAGCAAGAUCCAUAUGUUUGUCUUGCAGAGGCCAUUUCAAGUUGUGUUACAGACAUAUUCGUUCUUAAUAAACUACCAUUCCCCUGCACCUAUGACAAAAAACUUAAUUAUAACAUCCCAUUAUAUCUCAGCUCACAUUAUGCCUAUGUACUUAUGUUUCUCCUCAAAAAAAUCUAUUGAUUAUUAAAAAAAAAACUAUAUGUAUUCUCAUCUCCAGCCUUGUUCUAGAUUGCAUUCAAGUCAGUUUCACUUCUGUGUAUCCCCUCUUGGGUGGAACUGCUUCCUAACAGCACAUUGUGAAUGGUUUUGUCUUCUGUAAUAUCUCUUGCAUAGAAGUACUUAUCUCUAGCACAAUUUCUAAAGUCAGGCAACAGUCCUAGGACAAAUACUCAGAGUGCAAAACCAGGCAGGUAAUAAAGUGACAAAAUCUUACUGCAGUUUCACACAUGAUGAACUAUAUUGCAUGGCAUGUAAUAUUAAAAAAAUGUGAUCCUGUUUGUUGUAGACUAUAAUGACAGUUAGGCUAUUCGGAAUGUAUAAAUUCAGACUGUUGUUGCACUUUUGAACACUAACAGGUACUAGCUAAUUAAUUUGUGUUUUAUUAAAGUGCUGUUAAAGUUU
Molecule: messenger RNA, 3208 nt
Organism: Protopterus annectens (West African lungfish)
Lineage: Eukaryota; Metazoa; Chordata; Ceratodontiformes; Protopteridae
Gene: GPBAR1
Product: G protein-coupled bile acid receptor 1
Exons: 1
Coding region: 1108-2031 (307 amino acids)
Biological process (GO): G protein-coupled receptor signaling pathway
Cellular component (GO): membrane
Molecular function (GO): trace-amine receptor activity
Source: RefSeq, a predicted model, not a curated record